GCCACUCCGCACACGGAGGAGGGAGGGGACUAGAUCUAUCGUUUUACACGCAAAACGUCGUACUUUUCGUCAGUCCAGUGUCCACUGUCCGAGUGUCCACACACACGGUCGCUCUACGACGCUGCGGAGCGCUAAAGUACCCUCGAUCUUGCUUUUUUAGCGCGCGCGGACUCACAACAACAUAAUUGAUUCAUAAACACACACACAUAAACACACAUAAACACACAUACACAAACACACGUCAAAGCCGAAACGUCAAUGUGAUAAAAAGCGUGAAAGUUCAAUCAUUACAUUCGAUUUCUAAUACACAGACACACACGCAUACACAGACAACAUAGCUAUAUCUCAUACACAUGAGUGCGGAAAUUGGAGUUGAGAUUGUGGGUAUAGUUGCGUUGUUAUGAUUGCCGAAAGUAAUUCGUCGCUGGUCGUGACGUCGUGAUCGCAAACAACCAUGUACUAAUACGACACAUGGAAGAGGAUACCUGUUGGCGGCCGUGUUACGUUGAAUAUUAUUUAAUCGCACCUACGCGCGCGUCUCUUCGCGAGAGCUUUUCAAGUUCAAGGCUCUUCGUUCGAGGAAGCAAGUAAAGGAAAAAAAUCAAUCUCAACGACCCCAAAAUGACGGCCCAAGAGGAGACUCAACAGCACAAGGACGAACAGCAACAGCAACAACAACAGUUACAGCAACAACCCACGUGGGUACAGGGCGAGGGUAUGAUAAUUAACGACGACGACGCCCUGCCCGUGAACGACGACGAGGAGGGCGACGACGACGAUCAACGGGUGAAGCUCGACGAGCUGCCGUACGAGAUGAUAUUCAAGAUAUUCGACUAUCUGCACGCCCACGAUCUCGUGCGGCUGUCCUCGGUCUGCACGACCUUCUAUCAGGUGGCGCGCGACCGACUGCUCUGGGAGAAGAGGAGCCACGAUCUGCUCGUGACCAAUCAAAAGUCCGACGAGUUCGUAUCGAGAUGCAAUCCAGCCCUGGACUCGGUCACCAAGUGGCAGGUCUCGCACAACUGGAUGAGCGGCUGCUUCGACACGGACAUCCUCUCCUCGACGAUCUUCAAGGUGAUGCCGUGCAUCAAGCUGACCCGCGACGUGCUCUGGUGGGCCGGCGGCAACAUGAUCUAUCAGUUUCCGCGCAGCAGCGAGAACGGCGGCUCGGUCAACAAGAAGCAGAAGUGCAGCGUGUACGUGCGCGACACGGGGAGCGACGUCACCAAGUUCGUGGUGGUGCGCUCGGGCCAGAUGAUCGUCAGCGGCCAUCGGGACGGCGCGCUGCGCCUCUGGCGCACCAAUCCGGCCGAGUGCCUCAAGAUGAAGAACAACAUCAUGCCGCUGUGCACGCUGCCGGCCCACUCGAGCGAUCUGGGCAGCGUCGCCGAGGCCAAGAACCAGGUGCUGUUCACGGGCUCGAGGAACGGCACCGUCAAGGCCUGGGAGUUUCCCCACGGCAGGGUGGGCAAGGUGGCGGCGCUGCCUCUGGAGACGUUCCAGCGCAACGACUGCAUCUGGUCGCUGGCGACCGAUCCGUCGGGCGACAAGCUGGCCAUCGGCACCGGGGGUAACUUCAAUCCGGCCCUCUACGUCUGCGACACGUCCUCAUUCCAACGAUCGCACGAGAUCGUCUUCGAGUGGAGAGGCCGUAACGCCGGCAUACUCGACAUGGUCUGGGAGAAUCCUCAGACGCUCCUCACCUGCGGCUACGAUACCUGCGUCCGAAAAUGGGACCUGAGAAGCGGCCGAUGCGUGAGCGCCUGGUCCGAUCCCACGGGCGCCGCGGUGUUCUGCAUCUCGACGGAUUACAACUUCACCAUGGUCACGGGCUCGCAGUUCAAUUGCAAGGCCGUGCUCUGGGAUCAGCGCAAGCCCGACUUCAAUCAGCUCUACUUCAUGCAUCUGCGCCGCAUGUGCAGCCCCGUGUACAGCAUCGCCUUCGACAGCUGCCACCUGUACGGCGCCACCGAUCAGAACUUCGUCGAGCUCAAGUUCGCCGGCAGGCCGAGCACCAAGAAGAACUUUCGCGACAUCAUGAAUUACGCCGAUUGAAUUUUGUAAAUUUUCCCUCUCCUAUCGAUGAUCAAUCGCUUAGAUUUAAUUUUCUUUUUUUGUUAAGAGUAUCAGUAUUUCUUAGAGAAAAAAAAUGUCUCUUCUGAAUCUUUUUCAUUCGAGCGUGGUUGAUCGUUCAGUUUGUUGUUACACAAUUGCUAUUUUAUUAUUAUACCUGAUCUCUCUGUAAAAACACGAUCACACGUCCCCCCGGAUUAGCU
Molecule: messenger RNA, 2276 nt
Organism: Trichogramma pretiosum
Lineage: Eukaryota; Metazoa; Arthropoda; Insecta; Hymenoptera; Trichogrammatidae
Product: F-box/WD repeat-containing protein 4
Exons: 4
Coding region: 622-2055 (477 amino acids)
Biological process (GO): SCF-dependent proteasomal ubiquitin-dependent protein catabolic process
Cellular component (GO): SCF ubiquitin ligase complex
Molecular function (GO): protein binding
Source: RefSeq, a predicted model, not a curated record